Atta colombica is the source of this 806-nucleotide messenger RNA. It is a transcript of the gene mRpL50, whose product is annotated as 39S ribosomal protein L50, mitochondrial. The transcript has 5 exons. NCBI's taxonomy places the organism in Eukaryota, Metazoa, Arthropoda, Insecta, Hymenoptera, Formicidae. The coding region runs from base 39 to 791 and encodes 250 amino acids. The record is from RefSeq and is a predicted model, not a curated record. Gene Ontology annotation, cellular component: mitochondrial large ribosomal subunit; mitochondrion.
UGUACCUUUUUCUCGCGCGACCACGAGAGAUCCGGCCGAUGGUCGAUGUGUCGCGCGAAGUUCGCAUUCUAGACGACUGUUAUGGUAAUCCUCCAGCGGUUCAGGGAUACAAUGAAAAUUUUUCUAGUUGCCGUCGACGGCUACCGUCGCUGCUGCUGCUGGUGCUGCUGCUACUACCACCACCACCACCACCGGUGCUGCUGCCGCUGCUAUUGACACCGCGACGGCGACGACGACGACGACAACGAGCGUGGAAAAGAUGGCGGCGCUCAUCAGGCAUGGCUCGUUUACCAGCGCGUUUAAAAGUACAUCGGCUAUCCUCGCCGCCAGCACGAUUUCUGAGAUCGCAAAAGUCUUACGAACCCCCGGAAAACGCAGCCGAGAGAAUUGACAGAAUUUGCGAGAGUCAAACCAUCCCUGUGAAUGAUAACACAAAGCUCGAGGAUCAUGUUCUUCGCUUUAAACUAUUCGUCGCUUGCGAGAGGGAGUUUAAGCAUUCUAUCCCCAACUCAUUGCUUUAUACCAUCGAGAGUAUCGGGGAUCUGAAGCAAUUUUAUUCAACACCGGUAGACAGCACGACGCCAUAUGAAGCGCUGCGUAAAAUAGAUUUACCCAAGAAUUUGCACAUCCAACAGGAUUAUCAUCGAUUCCAUCCGGAUACUGACACGAUGUUUAACGGCAAAACGGCGUUUCCGAAAAGCUCCACUCUCGUUACUGGUUUGAAAUAUAAGAAGAAAUAUCCUGGACACACGCAGGACAAUCCAUGGUUGGACGAGCAGAUGAAGAUCUAAGGAAUUAUUGUUAUA